UUGCAGUAUAUAACGGGAUACCUGCGGCUAUAAGGGUAGGAAAUCAUCCGGGAGUCAGCGUAGAAAACACUGCUGGUAUUUUAACACGAGCAUUGUACUGAAUCCCCGUCCCGCUGUCCCCGUAAACACCAUUGUGCUUUUCAUCUGCCACAUUUGCAGCAGCAGCAGCAGGGAGAUUUCCCCUGCAAUGGGACUGCUGACCCAGCGGCCGCCCGGACAAUGCGACGGGCGCUCCCAGGCAGCACAAAGCCCCCCUUCCAGAAAGCCGUCGCACAAAGCCGAAAUCCCAGGCGAGCCCCAUCCUGCUGGGCUCGGCACAUCCCUGCCGCCAGUGCGGGGCCAGGCGGCCGGGCUGAGCGGCGGUGCUCGGCAGGCUGGAGCGACAACAUGCCCUUGCCGAGGCGCCGGUCGUCCUUCCUGGGGCAGCAGCCCUCCACCUCGGCGGCGGAGAGCUCGGGGCCGCCCGGCCGCCGGGUGAGCGUCGGAGGCGGGGGGAGCCUGUCGAGACCCCCCGGCGUCUACGUGGGCACCGUUCCCACCGGCGGCGUGAGCAGCCUGGGCACCCGAGUGUCCCGUAGAGCCCUGGGCAUCAGCAGCGUCUUCCUCCAGGGUCUCCGCAGCUCGGCCGCCGCCGUGCCCCUGGCCCCGGGGCUGGAUAAGGGCAGGGGUCUCUCCUACGAAAGCCUGAAUGGCUGCUUGGUGGAGUACAUCGAGAAGGUGCGAGCUCUCGAGCAGGUCAACCAGGAGCUGGAGGAGCACAUCAGAGUCUACCUGGACAAGAAGGCGGCCAGCGUGAGCAGCUGGGGAGCGCUGCGGGAGAACUGGGAGGCGAUUUACCACCAGGUGGGUGAAGCAGUCCUUGAAAAUGCUCGUCUUAUGCUGCACACCGAGAAUAUUCAAGCCUGUGCUGAAGAUUUCAAAGACAGGUAUGAAAAUGAGCAGCCAUUCAGAAAGGCAGUGGAAGAUGAAAUUAAUUCCCUAUAUAAAGUGAUUGAUGAUGCUAAUUUAACUAAAAUGGAUCUGGAGAGUCAGAUAGAAAGCAUGAAGGAAGAACUAGCUUUGCUGUCAAAGAAUCAUGAAGAAGAUGUGAAGGUAUUAUACAAGCAGCUUGCUGGAUCUCAGCUGGAAGAACUUGAUGUUCCCCUGGGAAGUGGCCUCGAUGACAUUCUGGAAAAAAUCAGAAUCCACUGGGAGAGAGACAUUGAAAAGAAUCGUGCUGAGACAGGUGCCCUGCUCCGUACCAAGCAACAGGCUGAGACGACGGCUGCCGUGCGAACCCAGGAGGAAGAGCUGGUGGAGGGCCUCAGAACCGAGUUCCACGAAACUGCCUGCAAAAUACAGAGCUUGCAAGCAGAAACCGAAUCUUUGAGAACCUUGAAGAGGGGUCUGGAGAACUCUUUAUAUGACGCCAAGCACUGGCAUGACAUCGAAUUGCAGAACCUAGGCUCUGUCAUUUCCAAGCUGGAGGCAGAGAUGGGAGAAAUCAAAGUAGAAACCGAGCAGCAGCAGAGGGAUCGUGAAAACCUGCUGACUAGCAAACAACAGCUGGAGAAAGACAUUGCUGCAUAUCACUGCCUCCUGGAUGGAGAGCAAAGCAGGUACUUAUCCUUAAAAGGAUGGAGAACAUGCUCCCCGGGAAGGGGUUGUGAGGUUGCUGGAAGCAGAACUGGGGUGCUUCUCACAUUUCAUAAGGCUGGCUGGUAGAUGGCGAGGUUUGGAGAAGCUGCCAAAGGGGGAGAACACACCAAAUCCCAUCAGAGAUUCCUAAUGUAUUGGAGAUGGGUGGUUUCCAGCACUACCACAGAAGGACAUAGUUUGGGAACAUGCCAUGAGUUUCACUUCUCUGAAGGUCUGAGAUGUGACAUUAC
Molecule: messenger RNA, 1868 nt
Organism: Passer domesticus (house sparrow)
Lineage: Eukaryota; Metazoa; Chordata; Aves; Passeriformes; Passeridae
Gene: BFSP2
Product: beaded filament structural protein 2
Exons: 6
Coding region: 220-1704 (494 amino acids)
Biological process (GO): intermediate filament organization
Cellular component (GO): cytoskeleton; intermediate filament
Molecular function (GO): structural molecule activity
Source: RefSeq, a predicted model, not a curated record